Molecule: messenger RNA, 2942 nt
Organism: Bombina bombina (fire-bellied toad)
Lineage: Eukaryota; Metazoa; Chordata; Amphibia; Anura; Bombinatoridae
Gene: FZD6
Product: frizzled class receptor 6
Exons: 7
Coding region: 308-2422 (704 amino acids)
Biological process (GO): non-canonical Wnt signaling pathway; canonical Wnt signaling pathway
Cellular component (GO): plasma membrane
Molecular function (GO): Wnt-protein binding; Wnt receptor activity
Source: RefSeq, a predicted model, not a curated record
GUCAGGAGUUACUGUAGAGCUGCAGCAGUGCAGGGAGCUGCUUGGUCGCUGUGUGCACUGACUUGUCUAUCUGACUUGUCUAUAGUUGCUCAUUACUCUCCGAACUGAUUUGGAUGUAGUAGAUGGACUGUCCUGACUUGCAGAGGAUGUCAGCUAUAAAUAAAUUGCGCCUGUUUCCAUCACUUGAUGCCAUAUCAGCAGAGGAAGCUUGGACUGGGACUACGUCUGUAUUAUUCACCAUCUAGAUAACGACCUGAGAACCAGCGAGUGGGCUUUUUACUUGUGAGCACUGAGUGUUGCAGGGAUAAUGAGUUCUACAGGGAUUGUUUUGCUUGGCACAUUUUUACUGCCUAUUGUGCAAGGACACAGCCUGUUCACAUGUGAACCCAUCACAGUGCCCAAAUGUAUGGGCAUGAGUUAUAAUAUGACAUUCUUCCCAAAUUUAAUGGGACACUAUGAUCAAGAUAUAGCAGCGUUGAGAAUGAAGCCCUUCCUACCUCUCCUGAAUCUUAACUGUUCCCCAGAUGUGCACAGCUUUUUGUGUAGGGCCUUUGUUCCCGCCUGCACGGAGCCCGAGCAUGUUCUGUUACCCUGCAGGAGCCUCUGUCAGAGGGUUUACUCUGAUUGCAAAAAGCUAAUUGACACCUUUGAAAUCACGUGGCCUGCAUGUGACAGGUUGGAAGAUUGUGAAGGAACUCAAAGCUCCUCAGGGGAAAAUGGUGACCCAGAAGGCAAACACAUACUUUCAGAGAAAGUUCAUAAAGACUUUGGAUUCUGGUGCCCAAGCCACUUAAAAACGUCUCAAGGGACAGCUUACAAAUUUUUAGGAGUAGAUCACUGUGCGCCCCCAUGUCCAAACAUGCACUUCAAGAAAGAAGAUUUGGAUUUUGCCAAAAAUUUCAUAGGGAUAAUUUCAAUAAUUUGCCUGUGUGCCACACUUUUCACAUUUCUGACUUUCUUGAUUGAUGUAAAAAGGUUCCGAUAUCCAGAAAGACCUAUUAUUUUUUAUUCAGUUUGUUACAGCAUUGUGUCCCUUAUCUACUUUAUUGGGUUCUUAAUGGGGAACUCCAUCUCCUGCAAUGAGCCAAAUGAAAAUCUCGCCUCUGGAGACACAGUUGUCCUUGGCUCUCAAAACAAGGCUUGCACAAUCAUUUUCAUGCUCUUAUACUUCUGUACCAUGGCAGGAACCAUAUGGUGGGUUAUGUUAACUAUAACAUGGUACCUCGCUGCUGGCCAAAAGUGGAGCUGUGAGGCAAUAGAGCUGAAGUCCAUGUGGUUUCAUACUGUGGCAUGGGGUAUCCCUGGAAUAUUUACAAUCAUCCUCUUGGCCAUGAAUAAAGUUGAAGGUGAUAAUAUUAGUGGCGUCUGUUUUGUUGGACUGUACGACCAAUAUAUCUCUACAUACUUUGUCCUUUUGCCUCUUUGCCUUUGUGUGUUUAUUGGACUUUCCCUCCUCCUAGCUGGAAUUGUCUCUUUAAAUAAUGUUCGACAAGUUAUACAGCAUGAUGAGCGAAACCAAAAGAAACUUAAAAAAUUUAUGAUUCGGAUUGGAGUGUUCAGUGGCAUGUACCUGGUCCCACUAGUGAUUCUACUGGGUUGCUAUGUCCAUGAACAAAUAUAUAGAACAACCUGGGAGACCACAUGGGUAGCUGACAACUGCAAGGAUUACCGUAUUCCGUGUCCCUACCAGGAGGGUAACCCAUCAAGACCAAAUCUUGGACUAUUUCUAACUAAAUAUGUCAUGACCUUGAUUGUUGGAAUUUCUUCAAUUUUUUGGGUGGGAAGCAAAAAAACCUGCUCUGAGUGGGUCAAUUUCUUCAACCGGAAACCAAAGCAAGACCCAAUCAGUGAGAGUCGACGAGUCCUGCAAGAGUCCUGUGAGUAUUUUCUUAAGCACAAUGCUAAAGUAAAGCAUAAGAAGAAACAUUCCCGGUCCACCUCUCAUAAACUGAAAGUCAUAUCUAAGUCCAUGGGUACCAGCACUAGUGCAAAGACAAACCAUGGUAUAUCUGCUGUAGCAAUCACAAGCCAUGACUUCUUGGGUCAAGACAUAUCAGCGGACUUCAAAAACUCUUUGAAUCAAUCACAACUGGAAAAACUAGAUCAUGCAAGUAGUGUAAUUAAAGGAAAUGAUAACCUAGGAGAAUUGACUUCUCAAACGUUCUUAGAUGGUUCUGGGGCACCAAUACCUCCAGCACAAUGUAACAACAACCUUGGGAUCGGCAAGGGAAAUGGCUUAUCUGCAAGCAUACCUGCCAUAAUUGAGGAUAGCUUACGCAUUGAAAACAACCUUGCUGAAACUUGUUCAAAUCCUGAAAGAGUAUCUCAUCACCAGCAUCGAAGCCUGUCCGAUUUGCCAGCUCAUUCCUUUUCCAACGAUGAAAAGGAACAUAUCAGCACACAAGCUACAGGAGAGGCCUGACUACUGCUCUGGAACCCAACUGGGCUUAUGAUUCAAACCCUACUCUUGUAGUAAUCAAUUAGUGCUAUUUAGCACAGACUUUUAUACAUUAGAAAUUUGCACUUAGCUAAACAACUGGAUGAAACUUAAUACAUAGUUUUUACCAGCAUUUUUUUUAUAUUCUGUUACAUUUGUCACAUAAAAAAACUGUAUAUUUUCUAUUCUGGUUCUUGAAGAACUGUGGGCUUCUUUUACACACAUUCAAAGUAUUUUAUAGCAAUCCAACCAUUUUUUUUUAUAAAAAUACUAGUGAUUUUUUUUUCUAAGGAACAAACUUCAAGCAAAUGAUUCUUAACUUCUCAGUAUGUGAACUUCAAUGCCUUUGUAAAAGAACUUCUAUUUUUUAUGUUCUUUCUGGCCUCUGCUAUUUUUGUUACUGUAUUGGUAGUUUUUACACUGGAAUUAUUAUAUAUAUGAAUUUUCAUAUGAAACAUAUAUUUAAUUUUGGAAAAAUAAAUCAAGGUGAUAUAACCAUGUUUUA